CCCACGGGGCCGGGGCGAAGCGGCGGCAGCCCGGGGAAGGCGGCGAGGGCUGCGGACAGAAGUUUGCUGCUGAAAGAGAGGGGAGAAUUAAUUAUUUAAUAAGAAUAAUACAACUGAACCUUCGAGGAAGCGCCCGCCCCCUCCCCAUCCUUCUUCAUCCCUGCGGGGAUGCGGCGGCGCUCGGCCGGCGGCAGCCCGCGGUACCCAGCCCGGCUGCGGGCAUGACCCGGGUCCGGAGCGGGGCUGGGCCGGCCGCGGUGUGAGCGAUCGCCCCGGGGGCCGGGCUGGGGCGGCGGGGACGCCUCUCGCCCUGCCCAGCCUCCGCGCAUCCUCCGCGGUGCCGAGCCGAGCCGAGCCGGGCCGGUGGGUCCGAGCCGUGCCGAGUGAGUCGGUGUGAUCCGCGCCGUGCCGAGCGGUAGGAUGAGGGGCAUCUUCUACUUCUGCACGCUGAUCCUCCUGGAAGGCAUGGCGGAAGCUGUCAGCUCGAGCAGGGACUGCCUUCAAGCAGGCGAGUCCUGUACCAACGACCCCAUCUGCAGUGCCAAAUUCAGGACCCUCCGGCAAUGCAUUGCAGGCAAUGGAGCCAACAAGCUGGGCCCCGAUGCCAAGAACCAGUGCAGGAGCACCGUGACGGCCCUGCUCUCCAGCCAACUGUAUGGCUGCAAGUGCAAGCGUGGCAUGAAAAAGGAGAAGCACUGCUUGAGUGUCUACUGGAGCAUCCACCACACGUUGAUGGAAGGCAUGAACGUACUGGAGAGUUCCCCUUACGAGCCAUUCAUCAGGGGCUUUGAUUAUGUCCGGCUGGCAUCCAUCACUGCAGGCUCUGAGAACGAGGUGACCCAGGUGAACCGGUGCCUGGAUGCCGCCAAAGCCUGCAACGUGGACGAGAUGUGCCAGCGCCUGCGGACCGAGUACGUGUCCUUCUGCAUCCGGCGCCUGGCGCGGGCUGACACCUGCAACCGCUCCAAGUGCCACAAGGCUCUGCGCAAGUUCUUCGACCGCGUGCCGCCGGAGUACACCCAUGAGCUGCUCUUCUGCCCCUGCGAAGACACGGCCUGCGCCGAGCGCCGCCGGCAGACCAUCGUUCCUGCCUGCUCCUACGAGUCCAAGGAGAAGCCCAACUGCCUGGCGCCUCUGGACUCCUGCCGGGAGAACUACGUCUGCAGGUCUCGCUACGCAGAGUUCCAGUUUAAUUGCCAGCCAUCACUGCAGACUGCGAGCGGCUGCCGGAGGGAGAGCUACGCUGCCUGUCUGCUGGCCUAUACGGGGAUCAUAGGCAGCCCCAUCACACCCAACUACAUUGACAACUCCACUUCCAGCAUAGCUCCCUGGUGCACGUGCAACGCCAGUGGCAACCGGCAGGAAGAGUGUGAGAGCUUCCUGCAUCUCUUCACCGACAACAUUUGUCUCCAAAACGCCAUUCUGGCCUUUGGCAAUGGGACCUACCUGAACGCAGCCAUGGCCCCAUCCAUCCCCCCCACCACACAGAUGUACAAGCAGGAGCAAAAUGCCAACAGAGCCGUGGCCACCCUCAGAGAGAAUAUCUUCGACCACCUCCAGCCCACCAAGGUGGCUGGAGAGGAGAGGCUCCUGCGGGGCUCCACUCGUCUGUCAUCAGGGACCUCCAGCGCAGCAGCUCCCUCCCUCUGGGCAGCCUCUCCACUGCAGAUGUGGCUUCUCCUGGCUCUCGCCGAGCUGAGCCUCUUUGCAAUGUGAAGCAGGGCGGGCACACGCCAGGCACAGACUCGCUUUGUGUUGGUUUCUUUACAAAACAACCAGAAACUCGUUUGGGGAGAGGGGGUGGGAGGAGGGAGGGGAUGGGAAGGAGACGUGAGCGUGUGGGCAUCCCUUCCUCCUCCUCAUCCGUCUGCCACUUGAUUUGGUUUUAUACAAUCAGCAUCGUCGACAGCCAGCUCAUGCUUGGGCCUGGCCACCUUUCCACCCCAUGGCUUGGUGGUCUCUCCAGCUCUCUGUGCAUGGGGUUGGAGCCAUGGACAAUUAAUUCCCUUGGAAAAGGUGAAGGAGAGAGUUGAGCCAAGAAAUGAGAUCUGCAAAGGAAAUGCUUUUGCCUGCCCCAGCCAAGGGGGGAAAGACACUUGAUGGAUGAGCUGUCAGGAGGUUUCCUGUAGCCCUGACUCACACUGGGGGGCCCUUGACAGCACACGUCAAGCAACGUGGAGUUCAGACUGUCUCCAGGGUUGCUCAGGACACAAAGGGCAUCCCAACUGGUUCAGACUGAAACCAGAGCACCAGCGUUGGUUGGUUCUGUUGACCAGAGAGGAUCCUGAAGCACCGUUGGGUUGGACCAAGAAACCACACCAAGAACUGGCUUGAAACCAUGGCCAGAGUGCAACCAGCAUGCACCUCCAAGCUGUCACCUACCCCUUGGGCCCUCCUUUUUAGAGAAACAUGUGUCAUGUAUUGGUGGUGUUCAGGAAGAAA
Pezoporus flaviventris is the source of this 2442-nucleotide messenger RNA. RefSeq names its product GDNF family receptor alpha 4 (gene GFRA4). Gene Ontology annotation, cellular component: signaling receptor complex; external side of plasma membrane. Lineage: Eukaryota; Metazoa; Chordata; Aves; Psittaciformes; Psittacidae. The coding region runs from base 421 to 1716 and encodes 431 amino acids. Gene Ontology annotation, molecular function: glial cell-derived neurotrophic factor receptor activity. Gene Ontology annotation, biological process: nervous system development. The record is from RefSeq and is a predicted model, not a curated record. The transcript is spliced from 8 exons.